GGUGGUGGGAGGUGGUGCUGGCUGCUCAUGGUUUUUCAGCACCGCGGACAGCUCCCGUCUCUUGUCUCUGGACUGCAGGGAAGCAAAGCUGAAACACAGCUGGGUGGUAGGGGGAAAAAAAGACUUACAACUAUCCAUAGAUUGACCUCUAGUUCACUCCACCAUCGCACAGUGUCUUAGUUGUUCUCCUUCUUCUUCUCCUGAUGGCUCAGUUGUCUCUUUUAUCGGCCUGAUUGUGGAGUCUAACCGCUUUUAACUGCAUUGCCUCUGCGUCUUCAGCCUGUUUCCUCCUCCUUCUCUUCCUGUUACGGGCAACCACAGCGCUGUGAAAGUGCUUUUUUUGGGGGAGUGAAGGGGUGGUGGUGGGGGGGGGGAGUGGGUCGACCUGCUCGAAGUCCUUUUGAUCUGUCUACUUCUGUAUGAACAUCGCUCUUCAGCUCCCUGAUGUUGACGUGUGGGGUUUCUCUCCAAGCCAGGGAGUGGACGUUACUUUAGGAUGCAAAAAAUGAAGCUGAAGUUGAGUAGUCUCACUUCCGUCGAUGCAUUCUCAGAUAUGAGAUAGGCGACCUGGCAUGUCCAACAUUGGCUGUAAUCCUCAGAUCACAGUGGCUCAGACGCAUUAAUUUUUUUGUGGACGACAGCCAGCGAGCAAAAUGAGGUAGCCUACCUCUAUGACUUUUUAAAUUGCACGCAAGAGAGAGAAACACAGAGUGGGUAUUUGUGCUGCAGGAAGCGACGUUUUCUUUCUCCAGCUGCCCAAACCAGUUGAGAUCUUGCAUCUGAGAGGGGACAGGGAACUCUGGGAAAACAAAAAACAAAAAGAAGAACGGUUCAGCCUAUUUAUCUCUACCAUCAAUAUCACCAAGCACGGUAGAAAAUGAAGAAGUUUCGAAAGGUGUUGGACGGCUUGACCACCUCCUCUCCGGGAGGAACUAUCGGAUCCCCAUCGGGCGGCAGCGCGGCCGGGACUCCCACCGCGACACCAACUCCCAAGGAAAUCGACAUCCAGGAGACGCUCGUUUCGGAAAACUUUCAGCUGUGUAAGACGGUGCGUCAUGGUUUCCCUUAUCAGCCCACUGCUUUGGCCUUUGACCCUGUGCAGAAGAUCCUGGCCAUUGGCUCCAGGACAGGAGGUGUACGGAUACUGGGACGACCCGGGGUAGACUGCUACUGUCAGCAUGAGAGCGGAGCAGCGGUUCUUCAACUGCAGUUCCUCAUCAAUGAGGGGGCGCUGGUCACAGCCUGUGCAGAUGACACGCUUCACUUGUGGAAUCUCCGUCAGAGGCGGCCAGCUGUCCUCCAUUCACUCAAAUUCAACAGAGAGAGGAUCACGUUUUGCCACCUUCCCUUUCAGAGUAAAUGGCUGUACGUGGGGACAGAGCGCGGAAACACACACAUCGUCAACAUUGAGUCCUUCAUUUUGUCUGGAUACGUCAUCAUGUGGAACAAGGCCAUAGAACUAUCAACUAAAACUCAUCCAGGACCUGUGGUUCAUUUAAGUGACAGCCCAAAGGAUGAAGGCAAGCUGCUUAUAGGGUUUGAGAGCGGGACGAUCGUACAAUGGGACCUCCGGCUUAAGAAGGCCGACUUCAGAAUCUACUACGAUGAGGCCAUCCAUUCAGUCAGCUGGCAUCAUGAAGGGAAGCAGUUCAUGUGCAGUCACUCAGACGGCAGCCUAUCGAUGUGGAACCUCAGAAACACCACCAAGCCAUUCCAGGUCACCUUCCCUCAUGGAAAGAUACAGAAGGAUGGGAGAAAGGAGUCAUGUAAACCCAUACUUAAAGUGGAGUACAAGACCUCAAGGAACAGCGAGCCUUUUUUUAUCUUCUCUGGCGGUCUUUCAUAUGACAAGGCAGGGCGGCGGCCUACGUUAACCAUCAUGCACGGCAAGGCCAUCACUGUGCUGGAGAUGGACUAUCCUAUUGUAGAGUUCAUGGCACUCUGCGAGACUCCUUACAACAACGAGGUCCAGGAGCCUUACGCAGUGGUGGUGCUUUUGGAGAAGGACUUAAUCGUGGUGGAUCUGACACAGAGCAACUUCCCUGUCUUUGAGAAUCCUUACCCCAUGGACAUCCAUGAGUCUCCAGUUACCUGCACAGCCUAUUUUGCAGACUGUCCGCCCGACAUUAUCCCCAUCCUCUACUCGAUAGGAGUUAAACACAAGAAGACCGGCUACAGCCAAAAGGAGUGGCCAGUCGGGGGAGGAACAUGGACGUUAGGCUCCCACACUUACCCAGAGAUCAUUAUCACAGGACAUGCUGACGGAUCAAUUAAGUUUUGGGACGCAUCAGCAAUCACACUACAGAUGUUGUACAAGCUGAAGACCUCCAAAGCGUUUGAGAAGCCAAAGCCAAGUGAGGGCAGGGCGGCCGAUUUGGUGGAGGAUGACCCCUUUGCUAUUCAGAUGGUCAGCUGGUGCCCCCAGAGUCGCAUCUUCUGUGUGGUUGGCAUCUCAGCCCACAUCAUCCUGUAUCGCUUCAGCAAAUAUGAUGCCAACACUCAGAUAGUGUCACUAGAGGUGCGCUUACAGUGUGAGGCGGAGGAUGUCAUCUCUCCAUCCGAGAAUGAAAACAAUCCCUGCUUCACAGAGUCCGGCUCCCACUCACCACAACCCCACCACCAACACGCAGCUAGCCCCGGCAGUGGGACAACUGAGGGUAACAAAGACAGCAAUCCCUGCCUUAAGGUGAAGGACAGGAUGGUUCGGGUCCCUCCUGGCUACCAAGCAGAGCUGGUUGUCCAGCUGCUGUGGGCAGAUGGAGAACCUCCACAACAAAUCACCAGCCUGGACAUCAACUCUGCCUAUGGCCUUUUGGCGUUUGGGAACUGCAAUGGCCUAGCAGUGGUGGAUUACUUGCAGAAAACAAUCCUUUUGUGUAUGUCGACACUGGAUCUGUACGGAGCCGCAGACCCAUACCAGCGCCUUACCCGCUCCCCACGUAGGAACAGACAGUCCACCUCAGAGUUUUGCAUGCGCGGCCUGUCUAACUUAUAUUCAGAUUCAAAGAAAAGGAUCCGUACAUCCUAUCAGAGCCUUACUGAACUCUCUGACAACCAGCAGUCCAUUGACAUGGAUAGAAGCAAGUCGCCCACCUCAGUUCAUUACUCAACCUCCCUUCACAAUGACCCACGCGUCCUGCCAGAGCCUGUGGUCAGUCUGAGAGCCAGCCACUGCAGUCCAGUCUUUUACUUGCUGGAUAAUGUAAAGGGACCCGGCAGAAAGUUAAGUCUGCCGACAGAUCUUAAGACUGAUCUUGAUCAUGUCAAUGGACAUUGCACUAGUCCCGCCUCCCAGUCGUGCUCGGCAGGGAAGCCUCGUGUCCCGAUGGGUCCCGAGGGGCCACGGCUUACCCGCAGAGGCCCUGGCCGACCGCCCUUCCGCAAGGCCCAGUCCGCUGCUUGCAUGGAGAUCUCUUUGCCUGUGUCCCACACUGAAGGUUAUGCAUCCAGGAGGGCAAUGCUUCACCAGUUACACGGAGUCGCUAUGUACUCCCAUGACGAGCACCACACCACUGCCCCCUACUGCUGGAGUGAGAGAGCUGCUGCCACAGAGAGUCGUGAAAACUCCUUCAGCCGUUCCCGCAGUUCCAGUGUGUCCAGCAUCGACCGCGACACCAAAGAGGCUAUCACCACACUGCAGUUCGGAGAGUCCUAUGCGCGCAAGAGUGACACCCUGCCCACCCCAUGUCUGUGGGUGGGAACCAGCUUAGGCGUGGUCCUGCUCAUCCCAAUGUCCAUUCCCACCGAUCACGAGGAGAGGAUGGAGGAACCUGUGACCAUCGGCCCCAGCGGCACAGUCCUGAUGCUGAAGGGCUCAGUGUUGCGCAUUAGCUUCCUGGACUUCAUGGGAGCGCUCAUUCAGAGCCCCUAUGAGGUUUGGCGGGACCUCAACGCCCAUGAAGACCCUGACCGAAUGCGGAGGCGCAAGCUGGUCCACAUUUCACCAUCAUCCUCCCAUGACACCUGCGGAGAGGGACAUCUGGCGGUGGUGUGCUCCGAGAAGCAGGCCAAAGUAUUCUUGAUGCCCUCGCAGUCUUGCCUCUUUGUCCACAACAUCACCGAGUCAUCCUUUGUACUGAGAGCCGACGUGGUAUCUGUGUGCAACAGUGUGUGCCUGGCCUGCUUCUGUGCCAACGGGCACGUCAUGACACUCAGUUUGCCAAGUCUAAGACCGCUCUUGGAUGUCAAUUACUUGCCUCUUGCAGACAUGCGCAUUGCAAGAACCUUUUGCUUCACCCACAGGGGGCAGGCAUUAUACCUCAGCUCCCCGACAGAGAUCCAGAGAAUUACAUACAGCCAGGAGAUGUGUGACAACCUGCAGGAAAUGCUGGGGGAGCUGUUUACACCAAUAGAAACACCAGAAGCCCAGAACAGAGGCUUUCUAAAGGGCUUCUUUGGAGGAAAUUCUCAUAACUUCGACAGAGAGGAGCUCUUUGGUGAGGCAGCAGCUGGGAAGGGUUCUCGGAGUCUGGCCCAGCACAUCCCUGGGCAGGCGGGGAUGGAGGGCAUGAAGGUGGCAGCUUGUGGAGUGGUGGGGGAUCUGGCACGGGCCCGCAUUGCUCUGGAUGAGAGAGGCCAAAGGCUGGGGGAGCUGGAGGAGCGAACCGCCCUAAUGAUGACCAGUGCAGAAACUUUCUCCAAACACGCUCAUGAGGUGAUGCUAAAGUGCAAGGACAAGAAGUGGUACCAGUUGUAAUAGCAGGAAAGAGAGCUGAGGCUGCCCUUGGACUGCUGGGAGAGUUAUGCCGGGACAGGGACUUUCACUCUACAAAUAAGAGCAAUGAAAGAAAGACUUGAGAGUGAUUUUGUCUUCACGGCUUCUGGACUGGCUACGGCACUGUCACAUUGUUAAAGGACGAGCAGGUGUUAGUUCCUUGUCUAGACAUGCAGUGAUGAGGACAGAAAGAGAAUGGCAAAUGGCGGCAUUUGGAGGACUGAAGAUGGAACUGGAAAUAUCCAACAUGUCUGUCUGUGAGUGUGUAUGUGGUGUAUGUGGUCAGGUUUUCUGGACCUCUCUGUGUAGAUACUCAAAAGUUAAGAAACCAACAAGAAUUGCAUGAAACAAACAUGGAUGACUAUUAAAAAUAUCCAACUGCCAUAUUAUAAAGCAGCAUGCUACUUUAACAGGAGAUACAAAAAUAAAAGUUUUAUUUAAUGGUGUAAGCCAACAACAGAAACUAUGAAAAACUUUAUAUUUUUUGAAAUAUUGACAAAAAGCUAUAUAUAUAUAUAUAUA
This is a messenger RNA of Sander lucioperca (pikeperch), 5236 nucleotides long. It is a transcript of the gene stxbp5l, whose product is annotated as syntaxin binding protein 5-like. The record is from RefSeq and is a predicted model, not a curated record. The coding region runs from base 878 to 4696 and encodes 1272 amino acids. Gene Ontology annotation, cellular component: SNARE complex; plasma membrane; cytoplasm. Gene Ontology annotation, molecular function: GTPase activator activity; myosin II binding; syntaxin binding. The transcript has 30 exons. Gene Ontology annotation, biological process: regulation of exocytosis; regulation of protein secretion. Lineage: Eukaryota; Metazoa; Chordata; Actinopteri; Perciformes; Percidae.